Nicotiana attenuata is the source of this 1139-nucleotide messenger RNA. Its product is annotated as serine/threonine-protein phosphatase 4 regulatory subunit 2. The transcript is spliced from 7 exons. Lineage: Eukaryota; Viridiplantae; Streptophyta; Magnoliopsida; Solanales; Solanaceae. Gene Ontology annotation, molecular function: protein phosphatase regulator activity. Bases 188 to 820 code for a protein of 210 amino acids. Gene Ontology annotation, biological process: protein dephosphorylation. Gene Ontology annotation, cellular component: nucleus; protein phosphatase 4 complex; cytoplasm. The record is from RefSeq and is a predicted model, not a curated record.
UUGUGAAAAAAAUUAUACUACAAUUUCUCUCCCCAAAAAACGAGAAGGGAUAGAGGAAUUAGGGUGUAAUUUUUGUUCCUACCCUCCCGUUUCAUUUAGAAUAUGGGUUCUCCUCAACCAGGAAUGGAAGCUGAGAAGGAGAUUAAUGAUGAUGAAGUUAAGAGUGUAAUUGAAGUAAUGGCAGCUAAUGGGAAGUAUUGGCAUGAUUGGGACAAACUCAAGGGCAUGCUGUCAUUCCAUCUUAAGCAGGUAUGGGGAGGUCCUGUCAGACUAUCCAGAGGCAAAAAUGACUACCGAACAGCAACAAUCUUGUUUAGGAGAGAGCUUUCCCGAGUUGGUGAAAAGGUUGGAUGAUGCUCUCAACAGCUUUGCUGAAGGCCCUCCAUUUACGUUGCAAAGACUAUGUGAGAUUUUGUUGGAUGCACGGAACAUUUAUUCUAAGCUGUCAAAGCUUGCGUUGGCUCUAGAAAAGAAUUUGCUAGUUACAUCAACAUUGACGGUCUCCAGUGACCCAUUUGCAUCUUCUAACAUGCAAAAUGCGACAGCACUAGAUAGAGAAGAAACCAAGGGUGCCCCAUAUGCAUCUUCUAACAUGCAAAAUGCAACAACACCAGAUAGAGAAGAAACCAAGGGUGCCCCAAUUCUAUCUAAUUCAGUGUCUAAUGGAGUGGAACCUAUAGCCAGUGCAGGUGAUUCAGAUGAAGUAAUGGCUGAGGUAGAAGAGGCUGAAGUUGAGGAUGUUAUGACUAUUGACAUGGAUACAAUUGAAGCAAUAGUUCGAUCAUCUGAAGCAGAUACUACGCCUCCCAGUGAUUCAUAAUGCUCUGUUUCUAUGUAGUAAUUGUUUUCACCUCUAGUACAGGAAGUCUGUAAAAGGUAUAUCAUGCUUCGGUGAAAUUAGAGCAAGUCCUGAGGAGGUGCCUAAAAGAUCGAUCGUGGUCGUGAAUAUAUGUUGGACCAAUAUAAUGUGUCUCGAACCUUAUUUUUACCCCACGUAGGUCUAUCUUGAGUGGGGAAAAACCCUGGUUGCUUUCGUCUUCGUUGAACUAACGAGUGUCUCUAUAGCAUUUCGAGAAAUAUACUGGGUGCGCCUCUUUUUUCCCCUGAAUGAUCAUUUAUUGUUGGGGCAUUUGCAUCUA